GCCUGGGAGGGGAUUUCGGGAUCAUCCAGCCAACAGCAAUUCCUGCUCCUGCAGUAACCCCCACAAUUCCAGCUUCUGGGAUUGCUGUUAAACCACACCAGGCUGGCUGUGCCCGUUCAGUGAUCGGCAGUUAGUCCUGGCCGCUCCUGAGGAUCCCCAGGACAUGAUGGAAUUUGACUCAUUCCAGAUUUCUGGCUUUGGUGGCGCAGAUGUGAAGCACAGAGCAAUUCCACACGGAAUUCCAGGAGGUACCAACACUAUUAGAUGGAGACUGCUUGUGCGGGGCUGUGGGAAGGGAAUCAUGGACAAGCUGCAUGUGGGAGGCACAGAAUCGUCGGGAAAUUUAUCCAGGAGAAGCGGGAAACGUGGAGGAGGCGCAGGCAGGGAGGGACGAGCGGGCAGCGCAGGCCUCAGGCAGGGCCGCGGCAAAUCCCAGAGCCGGGACCAGCUCUGCGACAUUCCUGCUGGAAAACCUGGUGGUUCCCACGCUAAAUUUGGGAUUUCGGGAGAAUCUGGAGGCCAAACGGGAUCAGAGCGGGCGGGAUCCCGGCGGGCUCGGCCUGCGCUCGCAGGGAACAGCGACAGCACGGGAGGGAACGGCCUCAGGGGAGGCACACCGGGACAAUCCCUCCCGGGAAGGGCCGUGCCGCGUCCCCGUCCCCAUUCCCGUUCCCGUUGGGAUUUGACCCCGGCUCCGGGCCCGCCUGCCGUGCCGGGGUCACCGCGCCGCUUCCGGGGCGCCGCUUCCGGUUGAGCCAUGGCGGCGCUUCCGCUGUGGGCGGGGCCUGUGCCGGAAGCGCGUGCGGGUGAGGGGGCGGGAGGCGCCGGGACCCCCCCGAGCCCCCCCGGGACCCGCGGGGCCCCCCGGCCAACAUGGCGGGGCAGGCGCAGGAGCCGAUGACCUUCGAGGACGUGGCGGUGUUCCUGAGCCGGGCCGAGUGGGACGCGCUCACGGCGUGGCAGCGGGAGCUGUACCGGGAUGUCGUGUCCGACACCUACGAGCUGCUGACCUCCCUGGGUUAUCCAGGCCCCAAGCCUGACAUCCUGCACCGGUUGGAGCGCGGGGAAGAGCCGUGGAUCUGCUCAUCCCCAGGACACGCUGGGAGCUGGCUGGAGGAGCCUUCCUCUGGGGGGUGGCCCAGAGCCAGUGGGUACCAGGGGCUGGAGACCUCGUGUCCAGCAGGAUGGAGCACCUUGUGGUGUCUCCAGGACAGGAGCUUCCAGAAGAAGUUUGGCUGUCACGAGGGAAGGAGCGAAGUCCCGUCGGAAGCAGAUGUUGGAGUGAGGAGCCAAGGCCAGCCAUGGCUUGUGAAGGAGGAAGAGGAGGAUAAACCUGGACUCAUGGAAGACAUAACCCACAGUGAGACAUUCCUGCUUCAUUCCGUAAUGGAGCAGCAGAGCCUGAAUCCUUGGGAACAGCUGUGGGAUGGCCCUGGGGAGAGGAGUCACGGGAACGCCCAAAACCAUGGACACACCUUGGGAGAGGCGACGCUUCUCCCGAGAACCCGGCAGCUGCGGGUGGAGGAGCUGAGAGCGGCGGUGGCGAAGGACCACGGCUACUGCCUGCGGAGUGAGCCGGGCACGCCCUGCGCCCCCCGGACCUGCUGCCUGUGGGAACACAACUACUGCCAGCAGCGCCGGGCCAGGGGCAGCCGCGAGGCCAGGGGGAACCACGAGGCCGGGAGGAGCCACGAGGCCAGCACCGCCCGCGCCAUGCGCCGUCAGCUGGCGCGGCGGCACUUACAAUGGGGCAGGACGUUCCGGAGAGCCAGGGAGAUCCUGCGGCGCUACCAGCCCUACUGGAGGUUGGGGUUUCCGUGGAGAGACCGCUCCAGCUCCGGCAGCGCCGCGCAGGGGACGAGCCCUGCGGUUUGUCCUCCGACGAAUGAAGCCGCGCCGCGCCAGCUCCAGGGCGCCGGGAAUGCUGAGGGGGAGACAUUGGACACACGACGUGCCCCGGAGGGGAUUUUGGGAACUGGAGGCUCCUCCCCUGCCCUAAUCCCGGAUGUAGGGGUGGGGAAGAGAGCAAAGCCUCUGGAGCAUCCUGGUGCCAGACAGGAGCUUGAAGGAGGUGCUGCACCCCAGGAAUCACAGGAGGCGUCGCUCCAGGACGUGUUCCGGAAUGUGCUGAAGACAGUCAGGUACAUACUGGACUCCCUGUGCCAGAAGUUUGAGCUCCAGGGGGUCUCCCAAGGGAAGAGCAUCUGGCCCAUUGUCAUCCAGAUUGACAACUUGACGGAGAUCAGGAAGCACUGACUCGCAGGGGAAACUUGAAUUGGAUUCCCUGAGGCACAGCACUCAAUCCCCCCCGGUUCUGGGGGGUUCAGGAGGAGAAACGUGGCAGAGGUGGACUGGGGGAGGUGAAACUGGGAAUGUGGAGCCUGCCCUGAACUGGGAUUGAUUGAGAGGUUUUGGAGAAAAGCAUUGGGAAAGGGGAGGAUUCAUGUGGUUCAAAGGAGGAAAGAAGGAAAAGUAAGCAUGGGAUCCUGAAAUCCUGGAAUGGUUUGGGUUGGAAGGGAUGUUAAAUCCACCUCUAAAAACCAACCAGGGGUUGGGCUGUGCUCCUGUCACCGAAACUACGGGAAAAACAAAAACCCUCCAACAACGUUUUUGGUGUUACACAAGGCAUUUCCUUAUUUCUGGCUGGGGUAUGCAACAGAAAUAAUUUCACCCACACAUGGCCUGGGUGUGCAGAGAAAACCAUUUCAUGACAGGCAAACUUUUACUCAAUUUUUCCCAAACUUUAUCCAGUCCAAAACCCACAGAAAUCCAUUGGUUCAAUCCUCAUUGGUUCCAAACUGCAGAGUUCUCAGAAUUCGGUUCCUUAUUGGACCAGGAUUAUUUUGCCUCUGAUGUUUAUUAGGCUGUCACUAAUUUCUUGAUCAGCCAUUUCCAGCCCCAGGGGUCUGGGGUAGAUGUUCCUUGAUGUUUGCUGAUGGUUGUUAUCUUUUUGGGUGUCUUUUGGGCUGUUCCCAGUUUGUUGAGACCUUAAAUUUAUCAGUCUUCACAGAGGCAAACAAUACCCUUGAAAAAAACAUUCCUCUAAUUCCCUUCUCCAAGUCAAGGGCAAACAGAGCCUGCCAAAAAAAUAAAAUAAAUUUUAAACGUUGUAUAGUUGCCAACACUCAGAGAACAGGGAGAGGAUGAGGAGAAACAGUCUCGAGUUGUGCCAGGGAGGGUCAGGUUGGGUUGGCUUGGAU
Molecule: messenger RNA, 3200 nt
Organism: Passer montanus (Eurasian tree sparrow)
Lineage: Eukaryota; Metazoa; Chordata; Aves; Passeriformes; Passeridae
Product: zinc finger protein 90-like
Exons: 5
Coding region: 874-2256 (460 amino acids)
Biological process (GO): regulation of DNA-templated transcription
Source: RefSeq, a predicted model, not a curated record